Molecule: messenger RNA, 2139 nt
Organism: Drosophila elegans
Lineage: Eukaryota; Metazoa; Arthropoda; Insecta; Diptera; Drosophilidae
Product: probable cytochrome P450 6a20
Exons: 2
Coding region: 7-1518 (503 amino acids)
Molecular function (GO): heme binding; oxidoreductase activity, acting on paired donors, with incorporation or reduction of molecular oxygen; iron ion binding
Source: RefSeq, a predicted model, not a curated record
AACGAAAUGGCCGUUCUACUCGUUUUGCUCGUCGGUGUUCUCACCUUGGCCGUGUGGUUUGUGCAUCAAAACUUUAGUUACUGGAAGCGACGCGGCAUUCCCCACGAUGCCCCCAAAAUUCCAUUCGGCAAUACUAGAGAACUGAUGAAAACAAUGCAAUUGUCGGACAUUUUUAAGAGAACCUACGACAAUUACAAGAACAAAACCGAUGGUCCAUUUGUGGGAUUUUACAUGUAUUUCAAAAAGAUGGCCAUUGUGACCGAUAUUGACUUCGCAAAAACCGUACUAAUCCGCGACUUUGACAAGUUCCACGACCGUGGAGUAUUCCACAAUGAGCGUGAUGAUCCGCUGACCGCCAAUUUGGUGAAUAUCGAGGGUCAGAAGUGGAAGACCCUGCGCCAGAAACUGACACCCACAUUCACCUCUGGCAAAAUGAAGACCAUGUUUCCCACCAUUCUGGAGGUGGGAGAUGAUCUGAUUCGGGUAAUCGAUCAAAAGGCUUCUGCAAGUAAGGACUCCCUGGAAAUCACCGAUGUUUUGGCCCGUUUCACUGCCGAUGUAAUCGGAACGUGUGCCUUCGGCUUGGAUUGCCACAGUUUGUCGGAUCCCAAAGCGGAGUUUGUCCAAAUGGGAAAAGAUGCUAUUACCAAACGACGAUAUGGAAAAUCGAUGGACUUGCUUUUGUUUGGGGCCCCGAAACUUGCGGAAAAAUUGCGUAUGAAACAGAGUGUCCAGAAAGUGGAGGACUUCUAUAUGAACAUCAUUAAGGAUACUGUGAACUAUCGCGUUAAGAACAAUGUGAAACGAAACGAUUUCAUGGACAUGCUAAUCGAAAUGAAGUUGAAAUACGAUAAUGGCGAUCAUCAAAAUGGCCUAACCUUUAAUGAAAUUGCGGCCCAGGCUUUUAUAUUUUUCCUUGCUGGUUUUGAAACGAGCUCUACAACCAUGGGUUUUGCUCUGUAUGAAUUGGCCAUCAAUCAGGAUGUCCAGGAUAAGUUAAGGAAAGAAAUUGAUAGUGUGCUGGAGAAACAUAACGGAAAGCUGGACUACGACAGCAUGCGGGAGAUGACAUAUCUGGAUAAGGUCAUUGAUGAGGCGAUGAGAAAACGUCCGGUAGUGGGCCAUUUGAUACGCGUUGCAACUCAGCGCUACGAGCAUAGUAAUCCCAAGUAUUACAUUGAAGAGGGCACCGGAGUCCUGGUGCCCACCUUGGCCAUCCACCAUGAUCCUGAGUUCUAUCCGGAGCCGGAGAAGUUCAUCCCAGAGCGAUUCGAUGUGGAACAGGUGCAACAGCGACCCGCCUGCACUUUCCUGCCUUUCGGCGAAGGUCCCCGGAACUGUAUUGGCCUUCGAUUCGGACGGAUGCAGGUCAUUGUUGGAAUGGCUCUCCUCAUCCACAACUUCAAGUUCGAAGUGCACCCCUCCAAGACUGUCGUCCCCCUGGAAUACAGAGCCGAUGAUUUUCUGAUGAGCUCAAAGGGCGGAAUUCAUUUAAAAGUCAGCAGGGUUGGAAAGUAAUACAGAUGAUUCUAAUGUAAUUAUAUUCAUUGAACAGCCGGAGGCUACGACGCAGUAAGCUGAGUAAACGUACAAUACUUGUAAAUUGGAUACUGUAGACUAAGGUUAAUUUAUACAUGCAAUUAAGCUAUCUUUAAGUUUAUCCCCGCCCCCAGACGGCUACGAUGUUUGUCAUGGGAAUUGGUGGAUUUAGAAAAAGACAAUACGUAUUUAUAUUUAACACUGUUACUGUUCACGCUAUUAUGUAUUUACAUGCCAGAUCAAUUAAUCGAAAAAGUAAAAAAAAAAAAAAUAAACUUGUAGCAAUUGUUAAUAAUUGUAGCAUUUGAAUUAAUUAAUGACUGGUUUGUUAAUUGUAUAACUAAAUUUGGAAUCUGUAAACAAGAGCUGACAUCAAACCGGUAUAAAAUAACAACCGGAAAGUAUCUAUAGUGCUGGCUUAUUAAGCUUCCACUUCGUAUAGAGAAAAUACCAUGGGUCUCGAUGAGGUUUCAAACCCUCCGGAGAAGAAUAAAAAAGCCUGACUGCGACUCGAUGGUUAGAUUGACACUUUCUCCUGUCUCAGAUUUAAGUGCUUUGUUGUUUUUCAAUUAAAUAAAGGUAUAUCAGCUACCAUUCAAA